Messenger RNA from Thlaspi arvense, 1578 nucleotides. The record is from the annotation of a GenBank genome assembly. NCBI's taxonomy places the organism in Eukaryota, Viridiplantae, Streptophyta, Magnoliopsida, Brassicales, Brassicaceae.
AUGCCCACAAUACCGGUCCUUAUACGUCCGAUGAAAACAUAUAGCCCCCAUUCCCCCACCCAUUUUUUCCCUCUCCUACCUCAAAUUCCACACAAGGAGAGAGAGACGGAGAUUCUUGGACAGAGAAAGAGAGGGACGGUAGACAGAAUGGAUUUCCACAUCCACAGUAGUAGCAGCAGCAGAGCGGAGGCCGAGCGGUGGCUGGGCAUCGCCGAGAAGUUGCUUGCCGGCCGCGACCUCAUCGGGAGCAAGACAUUUGCGAUCCGAGCUCGAGACUCGGAGCCGCGACUCGAGGCAGCGGACCAGAUACUGGCCGUCGUGGACACGCUGAUCGCAGGAGAGAAGCGGAUCAACAGCCAGCAUGACUGGUAUGCAAUACUCCAGCUGGCACGCUACACACGCGACUCGGAGCUCAUCGCGACUCAGUACCGGCAACUUGCCUUCCUCCUGAACCCUAGCCGGAACCACCUGGCCUUCGCCGAUCAUGCAAUGAAGCUCGUCUCCGACGCUUGGUCAGUCCUUUCCGAUCCUUCUAGAAAAUUUUACUACGAUAAUGAUCUUGAAAGUGAAAUGCCCAAUAAUCAUGACGAAAAUUCGACAUUUUGGACUGCAUGCCCCUAUUGUUACCACAUGUAUGAAUAUCCUGGGGUUUACGUGGAUUGCUCACUUCGCUGUCAAAAUUGUCGAAGGGCAUUCCACGGUACUAAGAUUCCAGCGCCACCAUCAAUUGCAGAGGGCAAAGGAGCGUACUUCAGUUGUUGGGGAUUUUUCCCAGUUGCAGUCUCGAAUUUGGGGGAAAAUAAGAGUGCAGUUUCUAGUUGGACCCCGUUUUCCCCCCUGUUUACUCUUCCUCAAUUUGGGGACGGAAAUAUGGAUACUGCAGGACAGGGAAAUGCAAAUGCGGGGACAAAGAAGAGCCCUACACCUCAGGUUAAUAUUGAUGAUGAUGAUCUUUUUAUGGAAAUCUCAUCAUCAAGUGAUGAAUCUGACGAUGAAUGGCGGCGUGUUCCUAGAAAGAAGAAGACCAAAAGAAAGAACGGUAGGCCGGGUAGACGUGGUAGGCCACCCAAAAACUCUACAAGUAAAAUUGUGAAGAAUGCCCAAGGGGAGAAGGCCAAGACUGUUGAAGGGAGCAUUGGUGACGAUGGACAAGAUGGGCCUGUAAUGCAAGAGGUUAUAGGAGGACCAAAUGUGCCAAUUGCCGAGACUAGCAGGAAAACUGCAGCAAAUAGUGCAAAGAAGCAAACAGGGAAAGUUCCAAAAGAAUGGGGGAAGUUGGAUUUGAAUGUGGAGUUUAGUAAUGAGGUGGAAGAGCCUCCUCUGGACAUGAGGGACGGAAAUGGUCCAAAUGGAGCUGGCAAUGGUGAGGAGGAUGGCAUAGAAGGAAUUGGUAGUGGUGUUGUUCGUAUGGAUGUAAUGGUGAAUGGCUUAGAGCAUGACCUAGUCAAAUUACUUGAGACAAUCAUGGUGCAUUUUUGUGAAGUGGCCUACAUGUUGAAUGCUGCACAGUUUCUUGGACUUGCUAUAAAAGUGAAGGGAACAAAUGCUUUGGGUUAUGGCAUGGAAUUGUUCUAUUGG